ACACAGAUAGAGGGAGGUCUGAGGAGUGAAAGAGGCAGCCGCCGGGGAGCAAGUCCAUUUCCCGGAGAAACCAGCUCUGCCUCCUUUGCCCUGCGCUGUCUGCUGGGCGACUUUGAGAGGGGCUGGGGGACGAUCCCUCCCGGCUGGGGCGAUCCACACGGGAGGGGGGAGGACCCGGGCUCGGGGGCAGAGGGAGCCGCCACGGACCUUGCAGCAGCGCUGGCACUGGCUCGACUCUCCCAGGCAGUUUUUGAAGUCAGCAGAACAGGAAUCGACUUACUAUGAUGCUGGGGGGAAGCUCCGGGAGAAGGGACUCAUUACCGGCUUCAUUACCAUGAGAGAUGCUGCGAGUCACAGAACAGCCCAGCGUGUCUACCGGGUGGACCCUGAAGACCUCUGAUCACAUUUUUCUCCCGGAAUGCUCACAACUCAGCCACCUCUCCGUCCAAAGUUCCUUCUGCUUUUUUGACCUUGCUUGUGAGAGGGAAAAAACAAAGAAUGAAACCCAACAGAAGAUUCUACUAAAAUUUUGAAGGAAGGAAACAGAAAGAAGCCACUGCAGUUCUGUAACAACUGUUGUAAUAAUGGGAGAGAAAAAGCCAACCGAAGGAGCCCUGCCUGUAGAGCAGCCUCAGUGUGACAGAGCACGGAAACAUAAAGCUGAGUGGUGAGCAGAGCCUGUUAACUCCUUAGCUUUUCUACUCUUCAACUGCUACAAGUUCCGGCUCGGACAUGGAUGUUCUCUGUGAAGAAAACACUUCUUUGAGCUCACCUACGAACUCCUUCAUGCAAUUAAACGAUGACACAAGGCUCUACCAUAACGACUUUAACUCGGGAGAAGCUAACACUUCAGACGCAUUUAACUGGACCGUGGACUCAGAAAAUCGAACCAACCUUUCCUGUGAGGGCUGUCUCUCACCACCCUGCUUCUCCUUGCUUCAUCUCCAGGAAAAAAACUGGUCUGCCUUGUUGACAGCUGUAGUGAUUAUCCUGACCAUUGCUGGAAACAUACUCGUCAUCAUGGCAGUGUCCCUAGAGAAAAAGCUGCAGAAUGCCACCAACUAUUUCCUGAUGUCACUUGCCAUAGCGGAUAUGCUGCUGGGUUUCCUUGUCAUGCCUGUGUCCAUGUUAACCAUUCUCUAUGGGUACCGGUGGCCUCUGCCCAGCAAGCUCUGCGCCGUCUGGAUUUAUCUGGAUGUGCUCUUCUCCACGGCCUCCAUCAUGCACCUCUGUGCCAUCUCGCUGGACCGCUAUGUUGCCAUCCAGAACCCCAUCCAUCACAGCCGAUUCAACUCUAGAACUAAGGCAUUUCUGAAAAUAAUUGCUGUUUGGACUAUAUCAGUAGGUAUCUCCAUGCCAAUCCCUGUCUUUGGGCUCCAGGAUGAUUCCAAGGUCUUCAAGGAAGGGAGCUGCUUACUUGCGGAUGAUAACUUUGUCCUGAUUGGCUCUUUUGUGUCAUUUUUCAUUCCCUUAACCAUCAUGGUGAUCACCUACUUUCUAACCAUCAAGUCACUCCAGAAAGAAGCUACUUUGUGUGUGAGUGAUCUUGGGACACGGGCCAAAUUAGCUUCUUUCAGUUUCCUCCCUCAGAGCUCCCUGUCUUCCGAAAAGCUCUUCCAGCGGUCCAUCCACAGGGAGCCAGGCUCCUACGGCAGGAGGACUAUGCAGUCCAUCAGCAAUGAGCAGAAGGCGUGCAAGGUGCUGGGCAUAGUCUUCUUUCUGUUCGUGGUGAUGUGGUGCCCCUUCUUCAUCACCAACAUCAUGGCCGUCAUCUGCAAAGAGUCCUGCAACGAGGAUGUCAUCGGAGCCCUGCUCAACGUGUUCGUUUGGAUCGGUUACCUCUCCUCAGCCGUCAACCCGCUAGUGUACACACUGUUCAAUAAGACCUACAGGUCGGCCUUUUCCAGGUAUAUUCAGUGUCAGUACAAGGAAAAUAAAAAACCGCUGCAGUUAAUUCUAGUGAACACCAUACCGGCCUUGGCCUACAAGUCUAGUCAACUCCAAACGGGACAAAAAGAGAAUUCAAAGCAAGAGGACAAGGCCACAGAAAACGACUGCACUAUGGUUGCUCUAGGAAAACAACAUUCAGAAGAUGCUCCUGCAGACAAUUGCAACACAGUGAACGAAAAGGUUAGCUGUGUAUGAUGGAGUGGUUGCCAUAGCAACCGUGGAGGGCCCACUGAGCGAGUUUUCCCCUAUCUGGGAGGGGGAGAAAAAAGAAGGAAAGAAAGAAAGGAAACAAAAUAGGGAGACUGGAAAAAACUAGGCUAGUCUAGUGGAAGCAACAAGAGAAUCUAUGUGCUUCAUUUUAUUCCGUCAAUGAAAAGCAGGGUUCAGUGCCGCAAAAUGUGCGCUCCAAAACUAUUCUGACAGCAUUUCAGCUGUGAGCUUUAUGAUAUUGUUUUUAACACUGUAAAUGUUAUGUCCUUAAAAUAAUUAGCUUUUAUUGUAUAAUUACAAUGAGGCCAUAAAUAAAUCUAGAUUAACUUCUGUUUUCAAGUGGAAACCUUGCUGCUGUGUUGUUAAUGGCCAGCAUGAGACGGUUGCCUAUUGCUGUAAAUAAAAAUCGCUCUAACUUGUGAAACACUGGUUGACUAUGAUGACCUCUCGAAUAAAGUCAAAUCUUCUCUGAAACUCACCACGAUGCAUAUCUUGAACGACAACAACAAAAAGACACUAAGGACAGUGUUAUGAGAUCUGCAUUGCUGAGAUGCUUAAAGGAAAUACUUGACAACGUUUUCAUUCCUGCUUUUUCAUGGAUGCCACUUUGAAAUAUUCACAAGGUUGCUGGCAUUGGCUGCAUUUCAAGUUCAUCCUCCUGAGAAGCGAAAAAGAGUUUAAAUGCUAUGUAAUAACUAUUGGCUGCUUUCUCUUCUACUACUUGUGCUUUAUUCUGAAUUUCCAACGUGGUCUUGUUUAGUGUUUGCUCUAGUAGGUAAACGAUCAAAAGGAUAACCAAACAUUUACCAAAUGCAUUCCUAGAAUUUGCUUCUCCUAAACAGCACCAGAGAAGUGUCUGGUAACUUGCUCUUUAACGACUGCAUUUUUGCAUGCGCUCCUCUGAGCUGUAAGCAGUAUUGAUGUAACUGGGACAGGAUUGAGGAAUAAACUCAGGUUUGCGGCUACUAACAGCAGUAGAGUCUUAGGACAUGUCUUAAAAAAUGCAGAUGACCCACCUGUUGGCACCCAUUAGGUAAAGUGAGGCUCCAAACCCAUCGAUAUUAUUUAUUAAAACUAUUCAGCUUUGGACUCACAAUGCUCUCCUGAAUGUAUACUGUGGAGAAAGAAAUGUCCAAGGUACUACAUACUAAAAAUAAUUGAAAGAAGAUCUUUGCCUUUAAAGAAAGUGACCUAAUUUGAAUGGACCUCACCAAAAAGAGUAAAUCACUGACUUAUUUUGAGAAUCAGUUCAAUUUAUUUCCUUCUCACCUGGUUCAGAAACAGGUGUGUUUCACCUCUGAGGGUAGUUUUCUCAGUAAGUUUCCGGACUGAUUGCCAACAAAUACCAACCAACCAAAGGUGGGAGGGUGACCCGAAGGUCAGUUUUGCAGUUAGUUUAGGAAUAUGCACUUAACCUGGACCCCAACUAUGACUACCAAGGUUUUGAGCAAAUUUUUUGUUUCACUUUCCUAAAAACAAACUUAGGUAUUACUCACUGAUGCUGGACUCCCCACACUGGAAAAAGCUGUGAGAGAAUAUUUUGCAGAAAUGGCUCAGCAAUUAACGAACCCGAUAGCAUCCAUGAGGUUGUGGGUUCAGUCCCUGGCCUCACUCAGUGGGUUAAGGAUCUGGUGUUGCCGUGAGCUGUGUUGUAGGUCGCAGACGUGGCUUGGAUCUGGCGUUGCUAUGGCUGGGGUGCAGGCCCUCGGCUACAGCUCCGUUUGGACCCUUAGCCUGGGAACCUCCAUAUGCCACGGGUGAGGCCCUAAAAAAGGGGGGAAAAAGAAUAUUUUGCUGAAAAUUUGUUAAAGAGAGACAGAAAUUAACAGCAGUUAAUUCACCUUGAUGUUAUAUUAUUCUAGGUUAAAUUGCACAUUCCUAUUCAAUAGAUAUUAGAGAUGUGAUUACAAUACUGAAGUGUUUCUAUUGAAGGAGAAAUGUUUUUUUCCUCUACACCCUUUUAAAAAAUUAUGUCCUUGAAAACUAAAUGUGGGAGAUACAUUGUAUAAUGUGGAAACGCAUUAGGGCUAUCCUAAUUAGGUUCUUUUAGGUACAUUGAAAGGUUUUUUCCAAAGCUAGAAUUUAUAGUAAGCCACUGGUAUCUAAGCUGCAUUUGAACUGAACUAUCUUAAUGAUUACUCUGUGCUAACAGAUAAAAAUGCAGAUGUUUAAAAGUCUCUGCUCUAAUGUAUCUUGCCUUAGUUUAUAACUCUGCACAUCUCAUUAUAUAUUAAAGACUACAGCGUCUACACUCCUAUACUCAAUCUUGAUCAGAAUGAACAUAAAUACUGCCUGAUGUCUUUUGACUACAUAUAUAUUACAAAUGUGUGUGUUUUUUCUCUCCGUCACUAUCUAUUCAAGUGUAUAUAGACAAACCUGUAUCUGUAUACUUGUACAGACAUGGUCCCAUGCACUUUAUUCAAUAUUUAUAUAUUUAUAUGGAGGAAAAGCAAGAGUCAUUGAUGAAAAUACGUAGUAUAUACACCUGUGUGCAUGUUUGUAUCAUGUCAGUUUAAAUGUGAAUUUCCUGUUCUAAUGUUUCUAUGAUCUUCCAUUGCUGUCAAAGCAGAUUAAAAUGUAACAGAGGUGUCAGCUCUUUAAAUAAACUGGAAGUUGACCUAAUUUUGUGGGACGACUUUAACACAGGGGUGGGGGGAACCAUGCUCCUUAUAUGUGGUUGAUUGAUGCUAAAUAAAAUGGUACCUUUGGGCUUCUUAAUUAGUCUGGGGACUUUCUGACUACUAAAGCUUUUUAAACACACCCCUCACCCCAGCGAAAUACAGUCCUUGACUAAUUUAUGGAUCUGAGAUUAAAGGACUCACUCCUAGUUUAUAUUAUUAAAAUAGAGUGACCAACUUUAUUCUAUGUUAAGUUGAACGGUAGAUUCUUCUACAUUUAAAGAAAAGAAUUAAGUGCCAUCUUUAGGGAACACGCUCAGUUUAAAGCACUUAAUCUACUUUAGCACAGCACCAUCUCAUGGUCAUUUUUGAAACUGCUACCAUAGCCAAAUGGAACUAAGUUACUGUACUGCUUUUGGCAAAGGGUGCUUCUUCCAUUUGUGCAUCAAUGAAACAUAUUUAUAUAAAGUGUUAAGUUAUUCUGUGCCAUAUGUAACAAAUACAGGGAAGAUUAUUUUAUGUCAUGAUUUUAAUCAAGGCUAUUCUAAAGGAUUUCAAGAAAGAAUAAAUAAUUGUAAAUAAAAUAUACUCAAAAAUAAA
Molecule: messenger RNA, 5378 nt
Organism: Sus scrofa (pig)
Lineage: Eukaryota; Metazoa; Chordata; Mammalia; Artiodactyla; Suidae
Gene: HTR2A
Product: 5-hydroxytryptamine receptor 2A
Biological process (GO): serotonin receptor signaling pathway; release of sequestered calcium ion into cytosol; chemical synaptic transmission
Cellular component (GO): plasma membrane; dendrite
Molecular function (GO): G protein-coupled serotonin receptor activity; neurotransmitter receptor activity
Source: RefSeq, a predicted model, not a curated record